CCUCCUCGUGCACAGCAGGCAAGCUUGUACCCCGGCUGCACCCCGGGGCCCCCCGCCGUGUGCUCAGAGCCAGGCUCCGGGUUUAAAGACGCCCCCGCGGGGCCGGCCCACGACCCGCCGCGUCAGCGCCGGCGGCUCCCGCACCGGUACGCAGCGCCCACUCGCGGGCCCACGCAUCGCCGCCUAACCUGGGCCUGCAGCCUGAGCCCCCGCCCCCCCACGCACGGGGUCCCCGUCUCCGCCCGCGGUCACGUGGCGCGCCCGCCCCCCCGCGCCGAGCUGUAAAAGGACGGAGCCGCGCGCGCAGCCGUCCGUCGUGGGCGCCCGGGCUCUGCAGCCGCGUCCCCUCCGCUCGUCCCCGCCCCGGCGCCGGGCUGGGAGCCGCCCCGGGAAACUUGCUGGCGCAGAGGUGGCGGGCCGGGCCGGGCCGGGCCGAGGGAGCCGGGGUGCAGCCGGGUCCCCCGCCUCCUCGGCGAGCGCCCCGUGGCCCGAGCCCCGCGGGGAGCGCAGCUGCGGGGCGCGCGGCUGCCGCCGCCUCCACGCGCGAGCCACCAUUCCAGCCUGUGAGUCUUUGAGAACAUUAUAAUGUCUCUUUGUGCCCCUUCUUGCAAGGAGUUCUCCCAGCUGCUACCUGUUCAAGACAUGGAUAUCAAAAACUCACCGUCCAGCCUUCACUCCCCCUCCUCCUACAACUGCAGUCAAUCUGUUCUCCCGCUGGAGCAUGGCCCUCUGUACAUCCCUUCCUCCUAUGUAGACAAUCGCCAUGAAUACUCGGCCGUGACAUUCUAUAGCCCUGCUGUAAUGAAUUACAGCAUUCCCAGUGGGGUCAGUAACACAGAAGGUGUGCCUGGUCGACAGACCACAAGUCCCAGUAUGUUAUGGCCAGCUCCGGGGCACCUCUCUCCUCUAGCAAUCCAUUGCCAGUCGUCACUUCUGUACGCAGAGCCUCAAAAGAGCCCUUGGUGUGAAGCAAGAUCACUAGAGCACACCUUGCCUAUAAACAGGGAGACGCUGAAAAGGAAGGUGAGUGCAGGCAGUUGUGCCAGCCCAGCUGCCAGCCCCGCUUCUAAGAGGGAUGCUCACUUCUGCGCAGUCUGCAGCGAUUAUGCGUCUGGGUAUCACUAUGGAGUCUGGUCAUGUGAAGGAUGUAAGGCCUUUUUUAAAAGAAGCAUUCAAGGACAUAAUGAUUAUAUUUGUCCUGCUACGAAUCAGUGUACCAUAGAUAAGAACCGGCGGAAAAGCUGCCAGGCCUGCCGACUUCGAAAGUGCUAUGAAGUAGGAAUGGUGAAGUGUGGCUCCCGGAGAGAGAGGUGCGGGUACCGAGUGGUGCGAAGACAGAGAAGUCCCGGGGAGCAGCUGCACUGCCUGAGCAAGGCCAAGAAGCACGGGGGCCACACGCCCCGGGCAAAGGAGCUGCUGCUGAGUGCGCUGAGCCCCGAGCAGCUGGUGCUCACCCUGCUGGAGGCCGAGCCGCCCAACGUGCUGGUGAGCCGGCCCAGCGCUCCCUUCACCGAGGCCUCCAUGAUGAUGUCGCUCACCAAGCUGGCCGACAAGGAGUUGGUACACAUGAUCGGCUGGGCCAAGAAAAUUCCGGGCUUUGUGGAGCUCAGCCUGCUGGACCAAGUGCGGCUCUUGGAGAGCUGCUGGAUGGAGGUGCUGAUGGUGGGGCUGAUGUGGCGCUCAAUUGACCACCCCGGCAAGCUCAUCUUCGCUCCAGACCUCGUUCUGGACAGGUCCUCAGAAGACCCUCAUUCGCACGGCAUGCAGAUGAAGAAUGAUGCCUCAAGGGAUGAGGGGAAAUGUGUAGAAGGAAUUCUGGAAAUCUUUGACAUGCUCCUGGCAACAACUUCAAGGUUCCGUGAGCUAAAACUCCAGCACAAAGAGUAUCUGUGUGUCAAGGCCAUGAUCCUGCUCAACUCCAAUAUGUACCCUUUGGCUGCAGCGACCCAGGAGAUGGAGAGCAGCCGGAAGCUGACUCACCUGCUGAACUCGGUGACAGACGCUCUGGUCUGGGUGAUCGCUAAGAGCGGCAUCUCCUCCCAGCAGCAGUCCAUUCGCCUGGCCAAUCUCCUGAUGCUUCUGUCUCAUGUCAGGCACAUCAGUAACAAGGGCAUGGAACACCUGCUCAGCAUGAAGUGCAAAAAUGUGGUCCCAGUGUACGAUCUGCUGUUGGAGAUGCUGAACGCUCACACGCUUCGUGGGUACAAGUCCCCGGUCCCUGGGUCCGAGUGCAGUUCGGAAGAGGACAGCAAGAACAAGGAGGGCUCACAGAAUUCGCAGUCUCAGUGAUGCCCAGCCCUGAGAAAACACCUUACAGGUUUCAGAAUGAAUGGUGGAAAUCUGAUUGGAAAUGUUGCAAGCUAGAGGGGAGAGAGAUGCCAGUCUAUAGGAGUCUAAUCCCUACUGGGCAACCUUCGCUUCACUGGGAACUGACCUUCAUGUGCUCUCCUCUGCGUCAUGGGAAACUCAUGAUGACAACCCAUUAACUAAUGUCACAUGCCCACCUCACAGGUCUGUGAGGACUGAUAUCGUGUUACAGGAUUUUGUCAAAGACUAGAGGGAUGGGGUCAAGGUGGGAUGUGAGCCACGUUCUUAGACCUUGUCACUGUCUUUAUGCCCCCUUAUGCCUCCUGAUUUGCAUUCACAGAGCUUGCUAAUUCUUUGGGGCAUGUGUCCGUGCGAUGUGUGUGAUCACUUUCAUGAAGAGCUGUGGGAAGUAUAAAUCUCUGUCCUCCUGGAGUGGGACCUUCUCGAAACCCUAAUGCCCUGAGCCCUAGAAUGUGUGCUACAGAAAGGCCUUGGGUUUGCAGGGAAGGUUCUGUCUGGUGUGGGCCACAGUCAGGGUGUCCCUCUGGGGUCUUGUGAAUACACUUUCCAGUCUGCAUAGCAGAGGUAACCGCCAUAGCUGCCACAUCCACCAUGUCCAUCACCCAGGGGAGACCAGGGCAUCUCGGGCUGUGGAUGUGCAUGGUGUGUUCUGUGGAGAAAUGGUACAAGCGUGCAGCCCACACAUCACUGCAAGGCCACCCCAUUAGACGUGAGCAUGAAGACAUGGUUUGUGAACUCUCCCCCCAAAAGAGUGUCAGGGGUAAUUAUUUAUAGCUAACAUGAAUUUUUUUAAACCCCAGGGAGUUCUUAAAAUAUUUUCUUAUCAGAACAUUUAUAUGGUGUGCUGAGUGAAACAAAAACAGUAAAAACUUCUUCAUCUGAGUGGAACAUAAAUAGGAAACAAAGAGAACAAAAAUACCAUGAAAUGAUAAUUUUUACGAAGCUGAAAUUUUUAGACAAAGCUUUUGGGAACAAAAAUGCAUAACAUGUUUAACAGUGGUACUCUGGGAGUGAGCAAUUAAAAUAUCACAUUGAUCUUUGUGCUAAUGCUUUCAAAAAUUACCAUGUAAUACAAUAUGAAGUAUUUUCUUUUUGAAAGUAAGUUUAUUUUGGCUAAAACAUUCUGUAUUUAUGAAGUCAAUGGGAAGAUUGAAGGUAGUUUUAAGGGUUAGUUCCUGCUCGACAGAACUUGAAUAAUUCUUGAUUUGGAUAUUGGUGCAAUUUGACUACAAGUCAAGGCUCAGCCUUUGCAUAAACCCUCGGACAUAGAGCUAGAGGACUCUGGCAUGGAGGAAGUUUGAAAUUGUUCUGAGUGACUUAGUUACAGCCUCAGACAGACUCAGUACAGAAAAUGGAAGCGUGAUUAACAGGAAGUAGGGAACUGGUAUUAUCCAGGUUAGUUUCUUUCUGGCCAGCUAAGCAUUUCCCACUACUAACAACACUAAGACGACAGCCUCAAAGUUCUGUUAAUCCUAUCUUUACAAGGGACCACCAAUAAGGAAAAGAACCAGACAAUAAAUCAUCAACCCACAGUCCCAGCCAUUGCUUAGUUAGUUCUAGUGUAAUAAAUUUUUUUAGGGCCUCCCUGCCCCCUCAUACUGGGGACUGAACCUGGGGCCUUACACAUGCUAGGCAAAUGUUCUACCACUCAACUACAUCUUCAGUCAUUGCUACUGCCUUCUUAAAAUUGUGAAACCGGGUCUUGCUAAAUUGCCCAGGCUGGAUUUGAACUUGAGAUCCUCCUGCCUGUCACCUGAGUAGCAGAGAUGACAGACAUGCACCACCAUGUCUUGCCUAGGUUGCCCCCCAGCCCCAUUGCUCUUUUGAUACCUAAGGAGGGUGCCACAUGGGACACAGGCAACCAACCACCUUUGUUGCAAGUCCUGCACCAUCCAGAUGAGUGUGCAUUCUAUCCCUGGGAAACGCACCCACUGGCCAUUACAGUAAUUACCCACACAUUCUCCUGCCUGUGUCUGGGCCCUUGGUUUCACUGCAUCUGGAUUUAGCCAAGCAGGGGAAGUGACGCUUUCCGUCAUGAGGGCCUGCUGUGCGCAGCCUGUUUUAGGCUGGUGUUGGAGCAGCGGGGGUUGAACAUAGCUCUGUUGUUGUUUACAACAAACAAAUGUUUGUUGUUUUGAGUAUCCUAGGCCUUUCUCCCUUCAGAUGAAGGGUUUUGAAUGAUCUGAUUCCCUCUGCUCCAAAUAUGUCCUGUAAGGAUAACCCUUUUAUGUCAAGGUGCUGUAUUUGUGUUGGGGAACAUCCUCCAGGUCUGUUUUAAAGGCCACUCUCUCUUUAAUUCAUAGUGUCUACUUCUAAGUACUCCUUUAUGGAUAUAUCCACUCCUCCCAGAGUGUGUGUUCCUUCAGGGCGAGAGUUCUCCUGUAGCUAAGCAGGAUCUCACUUUUUCCAAGUCCAGAUUUUAAAAGGAAUUAAAUUAGUAAACCAUGAACAGGACACAGAUUUUUGAAUCAAAGACCAAACUCUCUUUGCUGUGUCAUGGAAUAGUGAUGUUCAGCCUUGCCUUAGACUGGUGCGGCCAGGGUUCCAGACUUGAUUUGGCCUAAACUCCAAAAACAUGAGUGAUGAAUACAGGGUUAUACAGACAGAUUUUAAUGAAACAAUUCUCCUGCGUACCAUUAACACAGAACGUUCCCUCAGAUUCUUGGGAGCAACUGGCAGUCCUGGGAGGGGCGCCUGCGGGACGUCCACAUGCAUUUUGUUCUAACGAACCUUCCUGUGUUCUCUCUGCCUGUGCCUGUCCCCAGGCUUGUCACAUAUCAGGCUUAACUACAAAGGGUUAAACCAAAAUAACCCCCUGAAAAGAUUUUUCUUAAAACAUUGAGGUGGGAACAUAAGACAGCGGUCAGCCAAACAGCAAAUCUGAGGAGCCUUAACUAUAUUAAACACAGAACAGCGCAGAAUCAACCAGGGCUUUUGCAGUUUGACUAUCUUUAUCUGGAUUACUUCACCUGCUAACUCAGCAGCAAGGCCAAUUAUUUUAGAAAAAAAUCAGUUACCAAUUCCCAGCAGAGCCAUGGUGAUAUAUAAUGUAUUUAUAUAUAUACGGGGACACAUUUAAGUUGAAGCAAUCCUAGAUUUUUCUAGCAUGUGAAAAUAAGGUUGGUUUCUCUUUACAUCUGCAAAGGGGAUCACAUUGUUGACACUUUUUCCAUUUCUUUCUUUCUUUUUUCUGUACUGGGAAUCAAACUCAGGACCUUGUGCUCCCCAAGCAGGCGCUUAUGCCACUGAGUUAUAUCCCUAGGUCCAACAUCUUUCCAAAUUUAAGGUUUUGAGUUAUAUUUUGAACAAAAUAUUUUUUAUUUACUAAAGUUUGAUUUUUUUGCUUUUUGCUGGUCAUCAGGGUCUUCACACUGUGCUACCUUCUGAGCACUUUUUACAUCCCGAGACAGCAGUUUACUAAAUCAGAAGGUGCUUAGCUUGGCAGUUCUGCCUCAGCCUCCCAGAGUGCUGAGAUUACACCACCAUAGAUACAGACAGCUCUUUAAACUGCUAAAACUUUAAAAAACACAAUAAAGGUUUAUGUAAAGAAAAAAAAAGUAACAAUAAGAAAAUAACAUUAUUUGUGAGCUGUGUGCUGGAGUUCUCACUGCCGCACACUUGGACAUUUAUCCCUCGUCAGUGUUACCUUUCAGGCUCAUGGUCACAAGAAACAGGUGAUAGAGCUAACCACAGGAAGCCCAGGUCCACUGCACAAAGUGGUCAUACAGUUCAGGUAGUUAAAUAUUCAAGACCGGGGGACGUGGCCCACUGGUAGAACUCUUACCUAGCAUGUGAGAGACAAGACCCUGGCUUCUAUUGCUAGCACUGCAGAAAUGGAAUUUUAAUUAAAAGAAUUGUUUUUAUUUCUGCCACUGGCCUGCAUUCUUCAGCCUAAAAAAAAUACUUUAAAAUUGCAACUGCCUAUCAUACCCCAAACUCCCAGUUUGCAUAACACUCCUGUAGACACAAAGCAUGUGAACUCCUGAUAUAGAAGUUCCUUCCAUCUAUUGUAUGUAUGUAAAUUAAACUCCUUGGGCAAACUGACCUGCUUGGGGUCAUAAAACUACGUAUAGCCAAGGGCAGACAAUUCAGUUCUUUCUGCCUGGACAGUGCGACUCCUGGUGCAGGACUGUGUUGCUUGGCCUGUGUGAUGGUACAGUGGAUUGCUCACGGUUGCCUUCUGCAGUACCUUUAGACCCUAACUUCUCAGCUUAGACAGGGGUGCAUGAACCUUCACAGAACAGCAGUGACAGACAGGAAGUGAGGUGAGUUAUAUUCCGGUCUCCCAGCCAGGGGUUCUGCCAUUAUCUGCUACUUCUGUGCUAUAUUGCUGUUCCCAAAACCUCGGGAGCCAAGUACGUGCCUAGGGAACUUACCCAGGUGAAUUUCUCACACCCCUAACGCAUCGCUGCUUCCCUGUGUGGUCUGGCACACUGAGGCAUGAAAACAUGCAUUUGUCUUUCGUGGCUCUCAAACUCACCGACACUGGCACCAGUGGCAGAUCCACAAGGUGCACUUGUCUCUGUGCUAUCUGAUCUUAUUCCCAUUUUUGUUGAAGUUGACUUUUUUUUUUUUUUAAGCCCAAGGAUCCUAUUCACUCUGUAGGGCAGCCUCUGUUACUCAAUAAUAGCUUUCCUCUAUGUGAAGGGCAGGAGUUUGAUGCAACUCUGGAAGUUUCUGGUAACUCUAGCAUUGAUGUUACAUUUUUUCUGUGUCGGUGUCUAAAUGCCAUGAAUACUGGCCCUAGAACUAUCAUUUGGUGGUCCUGGGAACUUCAGAGCCUGCUGUUAGACAUUUUUAUUUUUCCCAGGUGGAUGCUUUGUACCAUUAGAAUAAUUUGACUGCCAUUCAUAGGUUUUUAAAUGUUGGCCUUUUAACAAAUGUAUGAAAGCAGGUUUUGAGGCUUGUUCUCCAUUUCCCUGGGUACUACUGUUCUUACUGUCUCUUUAAUGUGUAUGGAACCAACUGUUGCAGAAAGAAGUUUAAUGUGACAUAAAUAAACUGUUUUUCAUAA
This is a messenger RNA of Cavia porcellus (domestic guinea pig), 7342 nucleotides long. It is a transcript of the gene Esr2, whose product is annotated as estrogen receptor 2. Gene Ontology annotation, biological process: cellular response to estrogen stimulus; estrogen receptor signaling pathway; cellular response to estradiol stimulus. The record is from RefSeq and is a predicted model, not a curated record. Gene Ontology annotation, molecular function: steroid binding; estrogen response element binding; nuclear receptor activity. Gene Ontology annotation, cellular component: chromatin; nucleus. The transcript has 11 exons. Bases 586 to 2289 code for a protein of 567 amino acids. NCBI's taxonomy places the organism in Eukaryota, Metazoa, Chordata, Mammalia, Rodentia, Caviidae.